GGCGAGAGGCGCUGUCGGUCAGAGGCGCGGUGACGGUGAAGGACAGACGCGGUUAGCGCUGACGGCUUCCUCCUCUACUCUGGCCUUGUGGUCCCGGCUCCACUUGCAGCAGGAGGGAAGAUGUGCUUGCUGCUUGUGUGUCUGGUGGCUGCCACAGCAGCGGGGGCCAGCGCCCAGACUUUCCUCCCUCACAGGUGUCAGAGCGCUACCCCCGUGCAAGGCUUCGACGUGGCCAAGUACAUGGGCUUGUGGUACGAGUACGAGAAGGUAGCCGCGGUGUUCGAGGCGGGGGGAGUGUGUGUGACGGCCAACUACUCACUCCAGAGCGACGGCACGGUGAAGGUGCGCAACAGGCAGGUGGACUCGAGCACCGGAAAGCCAAAGGAGAUCCUCGGAUCAGCCUUCUUGGACAACAAGCUGGGAGAGGCCAAGCUCAAGGUCAUCUUCCCAACUGAAGGAGUCUUCAAGGUGCUGCUGCUCGCACUGCAGUCCGCAGCCUCCGUGGUCCGGCCCAUCCCUGUGAACGGUAACAUAGCAGCGCCUUACUGGGUACUUUCCACGGACUACAGGAGCUACUCAGUUGUGUGGUCAUGCGUCAAUCUGGGUGCUUCGAGCAUUCAGUUUGCGUGGGUGCUGACCAGAGACCCGUCCCCUGGUGAGUCAGUGCUGCAGACCAUCAACCAGGUUUUAAAGGAGAACGGCCUUCAAGAUUUGCCACUGAAGCUCACUCCUCAGACCUGCAGUUAGUCAGCAAGUUGUGAUAAAAAUAACCUAUUCUCGCUGCAUACAUAAAGCACUGAUUUGCUUGGAGCAGUAAUGAUGUUGGAUGGUUAACAAGAAUGAUAAUGAAAAUUUUUGUCCUGUACAAGUGUGUUUUAAAGAAAUAAUUUAAAAGAAUUUCUGAACCAAUAUCGUAUAUCUUAUCUAAUUCCAUGAGAAAUGUUUGCAAUCAUAUUUUUUGUGCCAAGUUCUUGGAUAUAAUUAUCAGGAAACUUUUAAUGCUAGAGUUUGCAGUUAUUUGCGCAUUAACAAAAAACGAUAAAGAUAAACCAGGUUUUGGAAUAAAAGCAUACAUUCGGGAAACUAAGUAGAAUGACGUUAAAAUUUUUAUGGAAAUUAUUAUUUUAUAAUUCAAGUUUAUUUAGCAAUAACAAAUAAAUUGAUAAAAGUAAAAGACAGUAGUGUAAAAUGUUAAUUUAUACUGAAUUGUGAUCAUAAGCCGAUAAAAAUAAAUUGCUUAUUCAAUGCCUCGUGCAUAUUUCUCUACUUAGUGUGUACCAAUGAGUGUUGUUCAUUUACGUCACACACAAUUAAUAGAUCUAUGAGAACAAAGAUCAACAGGUAACAUUGUCUAAAUUUGGCACUUGUGUGUGCUUAGAAUGAAUUGCACAUAAAAUUGAGUCUUCAUGAGAUGAAUGUUUCACAAUUCGAAAUUUUUGUAAUGACUAAUACACGUGUUUUUUUUGUAAGUUU
Bacillus rossius redtenbacheri is the source of this 1473-nucleotide messenger RNA. RefSeq names its product apolipoprotein D-like. Gene Ontology annotation, cellular component: cytoplasm. The transcript is spliced from 7 exons. Gene Ontology annotation, biological process: lipid metabolic process; response to reactive oxygen species. Lineage: Eukaryota; Metazoa; Arthropoda; Insecta; Phasmatodea; Bacillidae. The coding region runs from base 121 to 747 and encodes 208 amino acids. The record is from RefSeq and is a predicted model, not a curated record.